This is a messenger RNA of Branchiostoma floridae (Florida lancelet), 1199 nucleotides long. RefSeq lists its product as uncharacterized. Lineage: Eukaryota; Metazoa; Chordata; Leptocardii; Amphioxiformes; Branchiostomatidae. Bases 1 to 984 code for a protein of 327 amino acids. The record is from RefSeq and is a predicted model, not a curated record. The transcript has 7 exons. Gene Ontology annotation, molecular function: protein binding.
AUGACCAGAGUGGUGGAGAAUGUUAAAUGGCCCCGUUACCUCAACAGCACGGCCGCCAUUUAUGCGACGAAAUCGAACCACUUCUCUGACUCGUCUUCGAGCAUUGGAAGCCUUUUUUUAGGUGGAAGGGGAGUCAAUGGCGUAGACCCAGCAGACGGAGGUGGCAUUGUGCCGUACAGGUACGAACUUUACCUGGACGAACAGCUGUCUGGUUCAGACGGAGAAGACGAUCUUGACGGAGGGGCUGUUGCCAACAGUGUUGGUAACGCCGAAGGCGGUGCUGAGGGGGAAUGGCGGACCGGAGCGGGAGACAGGAAAAUACGGAAUGCCCGUGCCAUAGACAGAGUAGACAACCCCCACUCCUUCCCCUCCUAUGACCCCAUGAGUGACCCCCACCUCUCGGACUACUUUGCCAGGAAGUUUGGGUACGACCCUCCUUCUGCUGUGGCUAGGAGACGUGCUAUGUAUGGCCCGGGUGCACAGGGCAAACAACGUACGAUAUACAAGCCUGGCAGCAGGCCCAGCAGUGGCAGAACCAAACACAGCAGGAGAGAGAGCGGCAUGAUGUACAAAAUUGUUGUCAGAACUGCAGACAGGAAAAAUGCAGGCACAGAUGCAAGGGUAUUUAUAAAGAUGAAAGGAACCAAAGGAAAGAUUCCCAAGAAAAGGCUUUACAAGAAGUCUGGGUCUGUUAAGGAUAGCAAGACGUCCCACUUCAAGUUUGAGAGAGGGACAAAACACACCUUUAAACUCAGGGCAGCUGACAUAGGAGAGAUCACUAUAGAGCACGAUGGUCUGGAGAGGAAGCAAAGCUGGUUGUUGGAGUCGGUGACGAUCACAAACACGGCCAGUAAAGGGAGAGCUGGGUCUUCCCCUGUAACAACUGGCUCUCCCUGUUUGAGAGCGACUGUCAGCUCAGCAGAAUACUGUAUGCUAAGGGAGGGACCAAGUACGCAAGGACAGAAUAUGAGGUUGUCACGGUAACUGGAGACUGCAGAGGAGGUGGCACAGAUGCAAACGUCUUUGUGACCUUAUAUGGCAAAAAAGGGACCACAGCCAGAAUACCUCUAAAGAACAGGUAAAGUGUGCUGUGCUUAUUGUAUGUGUCCAGACUAUGCCUGUUCUUGAGUUAUCGAGCCAGACAUAUGUAUUAAUAAAUUAUCAUGACGUUUCUAUCGAUGUUUCUGGCUGGCCAAGGA